CCUUUCUUUUUAUCAUCAGUUACGCCCUUUGCCUGCCCUAUCCUCUCUCUCUCUCUCUCUCUCUCUCUCUCUGAAAACGAAGAAGAACAAGUUGGUUAGAGAACCAAACACAGUUAGUUCAAUCAGUGAUCAAACACAUAUAGAAGAAGCAAAAGUGGAAAGUCAUAUGAUUGAAUGAAAUAGCUCUUCCAAGUUCCAACCAGAAACAAGAGGUGAUUCAGGGGUGCUGAUACUGUAGGCAUAGAAGCAUAUGUCCAAAGAGAUCAUGACAUGGCAUAGUGACUCAGAUCCUGAGGAGAGGGGCAUUGAACUCAUCACACCCACCAUAGUUGUUAAUGACACAAAACCAAGCCAAAUUCGAACCAUAACCUGCCCCUCAUGUGGUACUAACAUUGAAUUACAAGAUCAGGCUGGAAUCAAUGACUUGCCGGGGUUACCAGCUGGGGUGAGGUUUGAUCCGAAUGAUCAGGAGAUACUUCAACAUUUGGAAGCGAAGGUGCUAUCCGAUGUGCGCAAGCUUCAUCCGCUUAUUGAUGAGUUCAUACCAACGCUUGAAGGAGAGAAUGGGAUCUGUUACACGCACCCAGAGAAGCUACCAGGUGUAAGCAAAGAUGGACAGAUCCGCCACUUCUUCCACACACCUUCGAAAGCGUACACAACCGGCACAAGGAAAAGAAGAAAGGUCCAUACUGACGAAGAAGGAAGCGAGACAAGAUGGCACAAAACAGGCAAAACAAGACCGGUUUUCGCCGGCGGCGGCAUAGUGAAGGGCUUCAAAAAGAUACUGGUCUUGUACACCAACUACGGAAGGCAAAAGAAGCCCGAGAAGACCAAUUGGGUGAUGCAUCAAUACCAUCUCGGCAGCAAUGAAGAAGAGAAAGAUGGAGAGUUAGUGGUUUCAAAGGUCUUCUACCAAACACAACCUCGGCAAUGUGGGACUAAUUCCAUUACCAAGGAUCCUUAUGAGAAAGUUAUACUGACUAGCCAAAACCAAAGUGUCCAUGAUGAUGAUAAUUUAGCUCUGAAAAAUGCAGCUCUUGUGGAUUACUACCAUCAUCCUUUCAUGAAUUAUGAUCAUGUGGGUCAUAAUAUGGAUAGCUCGUCUCAGCUUAUUCCAAACUUCGUUGUGCAAGGUGAUAGCUCUUCUUUCAUUCGGUUAGCAAUGGAUGCAAACAAAGCCAGGUUUGAGAGGAAAUAGCUUUAAUUUGUGGAAAAUUUCUUGGAAGACCAUGCAUAGUGACAAUGACUACAUAGAUGUUGAUGUCUUUUUUAUAAAUACAUGACAAUAUUUAUUCUAUAUAUGGGGUUAGAAUGAAGGAAGUGAAGGUCAUAUACAUGGGGAGGACUUGACCCAUAGUUGAAAUUAAGAGCCAAGGGAGAUAUGUUUUGGUCGUGGUCUAAUUUUAAAUUUAAUGUACAGGUAUAUAUAUAUACACUAGUGAAAUCUUUCACAUCUGCUUCACUAUAUGUUAAAAUAUAUUGUUAUAUAUGAUAUUUGGACAUGGAAAUGUUUAAUUUUCCUUUCCUUUUCUUUUAAA
Lotus japonicus is the source of this 1538-nucleotide messenger RNA. RefSeq names its product NAC domain-containing protein 73-like. The coding region runs from base 251 to 1198 and encodes 315 amino acids. Gene Ontology annotation, cellular component: nucleus. Gene Ontology annotation, biological process: regulation of DNA-templated transcription. The transcript has 4 exons. The record is from RefSeq and is a predicted model, not a curated record. NCBI's taxonomy places the organism in Eukaryota, Viridiplantae, Streptophyta, Magnoliopsida, Fabales, Fabaceae. Gene Ontology annotation, molecular function: DNA-binding transcription factor activity; transcription cis-regulatory region binding.